CUGCCGUCACUGGUAUACUCGUGAUGAGUGUGUGGCGGGAGCAGCAGUUAUCUUGGCUACUUUGCGCGAGCCGUAAUGGAAAAGACUUUAGAAUUUUCUUUAGUCCUGCGUCAUGACACUCAUAUUGAUGGGCGGCGCUAAGGUGACAUGCAUAACUCAGACACAAGUGAAUGGUGGCGCUUGGUGUUACUACUACUACUACUACUACUACUACUACCUGUGGGUGGUGACAUGGGCGACAGUGUGGGCGUGCGUGAGGGGCGCCUCGUGGGCUAAGGAGGGGGAGUGCGCACCUUGCAACGCCACAGUGGACGCAGACAACCUAACCCUGCCCUUCGUCGGGUUUGUGUGUCUGGAGGAGGAGGCGCUGCUUCACCCGCCCUCCUCCUGCCUCGUGUUCUUCCGCGGUGACUUCAACCUGUCUCUUUACCUUCACCACGUGCCCUCCACUCUCGUGUCCGUCACGCUGUGCACCACCUUCCUGGACUACGACGCCUUAUUGCCGACAGAAGAGGGCCUGCCGGAGGAGCUGGAGAAGGUGGUGUGCCUGGACAUCGAGGGUUACAUUAAAUACAAGGGCAUGUAUUAUCCUGUGUACCUCAACAUCACCACCCUGCCCGCACAUCCCAACCACCCGCCCGGCCCCCACGCCCUCACCGCCCUCCACGCCGCGCCAGACCAGCAGUGGGCGAGCAGUGUCAACCUGACGUACGAGCUGCAGCGCCUCGGGGAGAGAGAGGAGGUAGUGGGUGGACUGGAGUUCGCCCACGCUGAAGGGUGUAGCUACAAUGGGGCGCCGGUGCUGCAGGAGGUGUCCCCGAGUUUAGAAGAACCUCCGCUGCAUCGUCACUUUACGAACAAUGAGCAAAAUGGGAUUGGAUUGAGUUAUAAUGUCACCUCUUCCUCAUUCAAAUAGUCCAGCUCAGGAGAAAAUAAAGUAAAUAAAAUAAAAGCAGAAUGGGAGUGUCACAGUAAUUUGUUGUUAAGGUCUGAUAACACUGUCACCCUGUUCUGUCUUCAAAUUUGACUUUAGAUUCG
This is a messenger RNA of Scylla paramamosain (green mud crab), 1038 nucleotides long. RefSeq lists its product as uncharacterized. The record is from RefSeq and is a predicted model, not a curated record. The coding region runs from base 113 to 916 and encodes 267 amino acids. The transcript is spliced from 4 exons. NCBI's taxonomy places the organism in Eukaryota, Metazoa, Arthropoda, Malacostraca, Decapoda, Portunidae.